AUGAAGACAAUUAUCGGAAUCUCAAUUCUUUUAUGCUUCCUGAAAUUAACUAAUGCCCAGACGAACUGCACGGGGAGUCCUGACAGACUUAUCACGUAUGGUUGCAGGGCGUUCACUGCGUGCAAGAACGAAACGUUCUUUGAUAUAGAAUGUCCACCGGGACAAGUAGUGGAUACUGAACGCAUCUUGUGUGACGACCCAGAGAAUGUACCGCCGCCUUGCGGGGGAAGUAGGAACUGCACGGGACGUGAGGACGGUGGAUAUCCAGAUUAUUUUAACAACUGCACGUCAUUUUACACCUGUCAAAACGGAGUCAAUCGUGGCACUAGUUUCUGUCCCGGAGGUCUUGUAUAUGAUGACGAUCGUGAUUUAUGUGACAGACCCAACAAUGUGUGUGAACCUUGCGGAAACCUACCAGCAGCUAACUGCUUACCAACUGAAGCAUUCACCGGAUCUACAGUUACUACAGAGGAAAUGACGACAACAAACGUGACAACAGAGCCACCCAUUUAUAGAAAUUGUACAGGACGUCCGGAUGGGUAUUAUCCUGAUUUAGAAACCGGGUGUAGCUGGUAUUUUACAUGUGCAGCUGGUAUUAUGAGCGGAUUCUUUCAAUGUCCUCAAGGUUUAGUGUUUGACCCAGAAGACAAGACAUGUGACUGGCCAUAUGCAGCGUGUCCUCCAUGUGGUACGGGCACGUCCAAGGAGCCUGGGUAUUGUAAAAACUGUACGGAUAUUUCCAAUGGUCUACAGCCAGAUCUCGAUGACUUCUGUUCCGGCGCUUAUACAUGCGAAUUUGACCUGAUGGUGUUUCGGGGAAGUUGCCCGCCAGGUUCUAUAUAUGACCCUCAACGGUUGGAUUGCACCAAUAACACUGACGACGUCUGUCCGCCAUGUUACAAUGGUUCUGGUAAUCCUCCUGAACGGUGUGAACCCACUACAGAAACUCCAACUACAGAACCCCCAAUUACAAACUCUACGGAUACCGAAACGUCGGGAACAGAGGCUCCUCCUGGAACAGAAGAGCCAAGCCUCGCCCCAAGUACAAAGGCACCUAGUACACCAGCUCCGAGCAUCGCCCCAAACACAGAUGAGCCAAGCCUCGCCCCAAGUACAAAGGCACCUAGUACACCAGCUCCUAGCAUCGCCCCAAGUACAAAAGCACCGAGUUCAGAUAUCCCCGCUGGUAGCACGGUAAUAAAUACAGAAUCUCCCACCCAGAGAUCCAGGCUUGCCCAGCAAGAUAACGACGAAAACGAUAUUCUUGAAGAUGACAAUGGCCUAGUUCAGAUCGAACAUCCUAAAUUCCCAAAGAGAAACAAAUGAUGCGUUAAAACUAUAGUAUGCCAAAGAGUAAUAAUAUGACUGAAAUGAUAUUGGACUUUGUUUGAAGAGAAUUAUAGUUUUAUUGUAAAUUUUUAUAUGAUUUUAUAUUUUGAAGUUGAUAUCACAUAUGAAAAAACUGAAACAAUAUAUAAA
Owenia fusiformis is the source of this 1479-nucleotide messenger RNA. Lineage: Eukaryota; Metazoa; Annelida; Polychaeta; Sabellida; Oweniidae. The record is from the annotation of a GenBank genome assembly.